Molecule: messenger RNA, 4569 nt
Organism: Caenorhabditis remanei
Lineage: Eukaryota; Metazoa; Nematoda; Chromadorea; Rhabditida; Rhabditidae
Exons: 17
Coding region: 1-4569 (1522 amino acids)
Biological process (GO): regulation of transcription by RNA polymerase II
Cellular component (GO): mediator complex; core mediator complex
Molecular function (GO): transcription coregulator activity
Source: RefSeq, a predicted model, not a curated record
AUGUCGUCAGCUCCUGCAAAGCUGUCGUCUCAAUUGCGAGCCGCGUUGGCGGCAGAUUCCCCCGCAAAUGCAGUUCCAGUUUCUCCAGAUCCAAAUGGAUCUGGCUUGUCACUUGACGAGUCAUCAGGAAUCUCAGAUCGAGAAGCUCUCUCAUCGCAAGAACAGACAAUGCAAUAUUCUGAAGUAGACGCAAAAUCAGUUCACUCGUCCGAUAGUGAAGAUGAACCCGUACAAAAUCCUCUGCCAGAAGUUCCUGCAAAUUGCGGCCCACGUACAGUUCAACUCAGCGUUCUUCUUGAUUUCGCCAUUCAACAUGUAUAUCACGAAAUCACUGUUCUUGCUGAGUUGAUGCAACGAAAAACAAAUGAUCAAGGAGAACAAGAACGGAAGAUGUCUCUUGUACAUUUUGCUCACGCAACACGGAGUCAGUUCUUGAAACUUGUUGCAUUAGUAAAAUGGAUUCGAGUUUCAAAGCGGAUGGAUGUUUGUUAUUCAAUUGAUUACCUUCUGGAUCUUCAAUCACAGUACUUCAUUGACACUGCUGAUCGAUUAGUCGCCAUGACACGAGGAGAUCUGGAAUUAGCUCGCCUACCAGAGUACCACAUCGCUCCAGCUAUAGAUGUUCUUGUGCUGGGAACUUACAACAGAAUGCCUUCAAAAAUCAAAGAAGCAUUCAUUCCACCAGCGAAAAUCACGCCGAGAGAACAGAGAGCAGUAUGCAGUCGGUUGAAUCAAUUAAUUGAGACACGUCUGUCUCGCCUUUCUAAUGGAAUUCCGCCGAAUAUCAGAGAAAUUCACAUCAAAAAUGGAUUAGCAACAUUACUAGUUCCUGGAGAGUUCGAAAUCAAAAUCACGUUGCUUGGAGAGACUGAAAUGGUCAAAUGGACACUUUUGAAUAUCAAAAUUCUCGUAGAAGAUUAUGAACUUGGAAUGGGUCUCCCUCUCGUUCAUCCACUUCAACUCAAUCAAAUUCACGGUGUUUUGCAGUCUCGAAUGAAUGUUGCUGCUAAUCCAAUUAAAGAAGCAUUCUUCUUUUUGCACAGUUUUUGUGUUUCCCUCCAAUUGGAUGUUCUUUAUUGUCAAACAUCACGGAUGGCUGCUGGACGAUUACGAGAGAACAUUGUAAUCGAAAAAUAUGACGCGAAAGAACGAGUUUUGAUUGUUGGAUAUUGGGUAAAACGUUCAAAAAAUAAGAAGUUGACAGUGGGACAAUUGAAAGUGGACGCACAGUACAGAGUUCAAGUUUAUGAAGAUAAAGAUGAUAAGUUGGGCGGUUUGAAAGUUCGUCAUUUUCCACAUGCACCCCAACUGGGAACCAUCGACUGUAAUGCUGGAAUGCUGUCAAUGGAUCGUUUGUUAUCGGAAACGUUUGACGUGAGAUGCAAAGAAAGAUUAAUGCGAUUACGAAGACUAUUGGAAGCUGCUGAACCAUUACUAGAAGUAAAAAUGACGGGUCUAUCAGUUCCGUCCUUAUCACUUACUCUCCUGCCGGAUACUACUUCAACUGAAGAAAUGCUGACAGUAUCUGUGAAUUCGUUCUGUGGAAAAGUAAUAUGUAACGUCAACAUGCUGAGUUCUGAAAAUGAAGACGUACUCGCUUUCGCGAGAGCCCUCUACAGUAGUCGAUGCUCCGAUACCACAAUUCGAUCGUACUUAGCGAAACUGCGUGUUUCUAUAGUAAUUGAAAGAUAUCGGCGUUCCGUGAAAGCUCUCCCAAUUUACGAAGUUCUAGAAACUGAGCUGUUCCCAUUCGUAAAAGAAGUUCUGAGAGAAACACCUGCGCAACGUUUAGUUCUUCGAUAUCUCCGACAGGAAAUGUACUAUCUCAUUGUCUCAUUCCAACCGGACGAGAAAGAGGUUGUCAGCACCAAGCUGCUACUUUUGGAGGUUGAUGAAGACCGAGCACAAUUUAUCCCACUCGACAAUGAUAGGGAUGUGUAUGAUGCAACUGUCGCAGGAGCUGUUGCUCAAGGAACACUGAAAUUUGCCGACCUUCACAAGAUAUCACUUCAAAAAGAGUGUUCAAGAGAACAGAGGCUCGCUUUCGCGAUAGCAACUAUCGAGGAUCGUGUCACUUAUAUGUAUGUUGCUGCUGAGUUAGACAGGAAGGGAGUCGGAGUUGAUUUGAGAAAAGAUGAUGUACACGUUCCUGGAGGAUUAGCUCUGCACAUUACUGACGUCUCAAGCGUUGUACCAUUUGAUGCUGCACAGUUCUUUCAAUGCUGUGUCCGUAGUUGCCUCCGUCUUGACAACCGGAAUCGCUACACGUUUCAAUUCGAAAUGUGCUUCGAGAAUAUUCCAUUGGUUCGCGAUGUUCCUCACGGUCUCGCACAUCGUCGAGAUGGUGAUCACAAUGCUCAUAUGCUAAAGGAAACAACAUGGGUCCAGGAAAUCAAUCAGAUCAAUCAAAUGACGCCGGAGAAACUCACCGAAGGAAUUAUUCAUCGGUUGAUGCGAUAUCUUUAUAUGUACAAAGUGGUUUUCCAAUUCUCUCAAGCCUACAACAGAUAUUUCAAAAGCUUCUGUAGUAUCGAAGCCUACACAUUCCACAAACUGGUUGUAUCGUAUGGAGAAAAUCGGGAUAUGCUUAUGGUUCUUGCGUUCAAUGUCAAAUCACAAACUCCUGGAUCGAGUGAAGAUUACUUCCUGAUGAAUUUCGGACAAACAAUGCCACAUAAGCAAUUCAAUGCAACUGAAAUUGAUUGGCAUCAGAAGCCACGUUGGAAUCCUCACGUAAUGAUGGCGCAGUUAUUGAGAGAUCAGCUGAAAGAAACGAGCGAUCUCGUCUAUAUUAUGCACUAUUUAUGCGAAACUAUCCGUCCACUCGCAGCUCUCGGAAAUUUCGUUCGAAUUAGAUUUCAGUCUCUGAAGUCAUUGUCUCAAUUGAUCGGACCAGAAGUUCACUUCCCAUUCCGAUUGAAAUAUCAUUUGACCCCAAUCGAUCAGUUCACGUUACGAUUGAUGCACGGAAAUGUGAUUUUAGAGAUCAAAAUGCUUCGAGAAAUGAGAAUCGCCGUUCGAGAUGUUUCUCGAUAUCAGCCAAGAUGUGCUGGUCUUUUCCAGCUGUUUUCCAAUAUCGAUAGUGAAAUCACUCAAUUGUUAGCAGAAGAACUACCGAUCCCACAGUCUGACUGUGAACACGCUGCUGGACCGAAGAUGUGGACGAAAGAUCAGUUCAUGGAGACCAUAGAUGAUAGACACGAGGAGCCGGAUGCACGAAUGGCUGUGACAACUCAACCAGUUCUCAUGACACACGACACCAUCAUUAAAGCCUGUGACUUUCAAGAAAUUGAUGGCCGAGUCACAUGUCCACUUGACGAAUAUCUCAAUUCAAUCUUCUAUCUACAAAGAGCUCUUUUGACUCUCGAACGGAUGUCUCCGAGAGCUAAUCCAUCUCAAAACUCCAAUAACAAUCUGUUCUCUGGAUAUGUGACUGUUGUGGAUUCGAGACCAGAACACAUUCGGUUUAGAGCAUUACAGUUGAACGGAGAUGGUUUAAAUGCAACCAGUAUGGUUCAUUACAAGAUCUAUUUGUGUCCGAUUGCGAUGACGUUGAAGAUUGCAAUUGACUAUGAUGAAGGAACGAACAGCGAAGCAACACAGGAAAAUUUGGAAACGCUUGCUAAGUACUUUGAGAAGAUUGUUUUCCGUUGCGGCGACGAAUAUGCACUUCAAUCCUACGUUCUGAUGACUCGUGUGACGUCGUACGGAGCCACAAAGAGUAUUGCCAACUUGAUGAAUGCCCAAAUGGGAAUCACUCCUACAUCGAAAUGUUGUAUGCAACUCUCCUUGACAUACAACAACACGUCGACGAAGAAGUUAGCACCAGCUACAAAAGUGGAUCAACAAUUGAAUAACAUCAUCUUCAAUGUGAUCAUCAGUCAAAGCAGAACAUCAGAAUCAUUCAGUAUCCUACGAUUCAUAUACAGGAUAAAAGAGAAUAUGGUUACAACCCCAUCAGUGGAAAUAAAACAAAUGGCGGACGAUGUGAACGCUGAAACGAAGAGUUCUGGUCAGUGUGCAAUUUGGGCGCUCGUCAGUCUCGUCUCUGAUCGUUUUCGUUCUGGUGUGUGGAAUCCAUCGAAUCGAGAUGAGCCUAUUAUAUCAAGUGUUGCACCAACAGCAAAUUACGCAAAUCCGGGAUCUGUGGCCGCACCGGGAUCUAUUGCUCCAGGUUCGGUCGCUCCUGGGUCCGUCGCGCCUUCUUCACAACAACCGGGUUCAAUAAUGCAACCAGGAUCAAUGAUGGGACCACAAUCAGUGAAUGCUCAUCAGUAUGGAAUGCAUCGACAAAUGGGCGGACCUCCAUCAAUGCAAAUGAAUCCAUCAAGCGUCGGACCACAACCAGGAAGUGUCGGAAUGCCGGGAAGUGUUGGUGGGCCAGGAAGUAUGAUGAAUCCAGGCAGUCAUCAGCAACUUAUGAUGAAUCCGGGGAGUGUCGGACCUGGAAGUGUUGGUGGUCCGGGAAGUGUGAAUCCAGGAAGCGUCGGACAUCCCAACUACCCACAAUGGAAUCCUCCGCCUAGUGGCCAAUAUCAUCCACAUCAUAUGCCGUAUCCUCCACAGUAA